AAGACCGAGUUAAGCAUUGAGUUACAACAGUUUAUAAGGAUACGUCAUUAUAAGAUCUUGUUGAAGUUUAUAUUUAUCGUGUUACUAUUUGUUAAUAAUAAAUACUAUUAUACUUAAUAAGAAAGCAGCGAAGAGGAAGCGACAUGCCCAUCGGCAGUCUGACGAGCACUUACCGUUCAUUGACCGGUUCGAAUGCCGUUUACCGGUCCACCACGGUCGUGCCGUCCGGCUCCGGAACGCAACCGCCGGUUCAGUCCGGCACGGUGGCCGGCGGUCUGCUAUAUGGGUUCAGGAGAGCUCUUAAUUUCGUUUCGGGAACUGCCGAAUCGAAUGGAAACAGCGAGGUACUACUCAGAGAUAGCGAAAAAACGAAAUUAACAAGGACUGAUAGUGCUAACACAAACACAAACAGAAAAAUGCCCUCUUCCGGAUUAGCUGAAGAGGCAGCCCUUUUGGGUACUAUGCCUUCCGAUAGCAUGGACGAUAUCGAAUUGAAAAAUAUUCAAUUGCAAUUUCCUACAGCGAGAUCAUUAUCCAGAGACGAUUCUUCCGUAAUGGAAGAAAUCGUGGAAACCGAUCGUGGAAAUGUUGUUGUUGCGGUGCAAGGUUCUAGGACCAAACCAGCCAUUUUGACUUACCACGAUCUGGGAUUAAACUAUGUUUCAAAUUUCCAAGCUUUUUUCAAUUACAUCGAUAUGAGGGCGUUGCUGGAAAAUUUCUGCGUCUACCACAUCAAUGCUCCCGGGCAAGAAGAAGGUGCCCGUACACUUCCCGAAGAUUACAUUUACCCUUCAAUGGACGAAUUAGCGAACCAAAUUUGUUACGUAAUGACCCAUUUCGGUUUGAAACAAUUCAUAGGCUUCGGCGUCGGUGCUGGCGCUAACAUCUUGUGCAGAUACGCCCUAAAUCACCCCGAACACGUUUCGGCUUUGUGUUUGGUAAAUUGCGUGAGCACUCAAGCGGGUUGGAUAGAAUGGGGUUACCAAAAACUCAAUACUAGACAUUUACGUUCGAAAGGGAUGACGCAAGGUGUGUUGGAUUAUCUGAUGUGGCAUCAUUUCGGCAGGCAAACAGAAGAGAGGAAUCACGAUUUAGUUCAAGUUUAUAAAAGUUAUUUCGAAAGGAACGUGAAUCCAACGAAUUUAGCUCUCUUCAUUGACAGCUACGUCAGGAGGACGGAUUUAAAUAUAUACAGAGAAAUGGAUCCUUUGAAAAAGAAGAAUGCGAGUCUAGCGAUGCCUGUUAUGAAUAUUACGGGAUCUAUGAGUCCUCAUAUGGAAGAUACGGUCACGUUUAACGGCAGACUCGAUCCUACCAAUUCCUCUUGGAUGAAGAUCUCCGACUGCGGGAUGAUUUUAGAAGAACAACCAGCGAAAGUUAGUGAGGCGUUUAGAUUAUUUCUACAGGGCGAAGGAUACGUUGCUCCUCUAUCUCCAACCAAAAUGGCAAUGUACCGUAAAGCUUCGUUAGAAGAAUUGCUCAAAUCGAAAAUGUCCCCCACGGGGCAUUGGCCGUCUAAUAUUAUCCACAUUACCGAAAACCCCAUAUCGGCAGUCGUCUGCUAAACUAUAUAUAAAUAAACAUUUAACUGUAUUGAAAUUUAUACGACUGCCACCAUGCCUGAAAAGUUCUAAAACCGAAACAAAAAUUAUUUAACUAAAAUUGCCCCUCUUUUCCCCACCGCUUCAUAUAAAAAUUAUAUUACGAAAUAAUGGACCCUAGAUACGGACCUGUUUAUCUAGUAAUCUAUGUUUAUAAAACAUUUCCGUUAUCCCUCGUAAUCUAGAUCAAAUUAUUCUUAUAGAAAUUGUUCAAUUUGGUUGUUGAUGGGGAGUCGAGAUUUCAAAAACAAGCAAUCGAUAUGGUGUCAUUUUUUUUGUAUUUUUUCGGAAUUGCGAUGAAUUUCAGUACAGAAAUUUGAAUUUAUAUUGAAAAAAAAAAGUAGACCACUGCCGCUCUUACUCUAAACAAGCACAUAUCUUUAGUUUACAAAUUAUACAAUAUCUUAUACUCUACCGAAUGUUAACAAAAACCAUAAACUCAUACAUACAUUAUAAUUAACUGUCAAUAACAAAAUGGUUGAAGAUCUUCAUUCGAUUCUCUUAAUGUUUAACUAUCGUUAGGUACAUUCGAUGAAAUUAUGGUGCAGUGUUGCCAAAAUUAUCAGAUUUUCUUUGAAAUUCUGUUUAAAUAUUUCUUCCGAGAAAAAGUGUGUUUUUUCUAAAUUAUAAACGUGAUAACAACGAUUAUAACAAUACAAUAACAUUUUUUACAAAGAUAUUCAAUGAAAUUCCCAUGAGGAUUGAGCGGGUCUGAGGCUGAAGGAUAAAGUUUCGUUUGGAAAUUUCACUAUUUUAUAAAUCUAGAUGGCGCUAUAAACUAUUUUCGGGAAAAUACCCAAUAUUAACAAGUUUUUGGUAAUUUGAUCUAAUUAAUUUACGUUAACAUUGUGAAAUUAUGUUAUCUGAUAAUUAUAAUUCAUCUGGCAACGCUGUUUUGCCGAUUUCUAAUGAUUAAUCUUCAAGCGCUAUCUAUCGGAAGAUAUCGCUUAACUACUCGAAGUGUUCUGUAUAGUUAACUGUAGAUUCCUUCUAUUUGCAGUUACUAGUAGUAUACUUUAAACAGAGAGGUCGCUUAUGUUUGAAGUUACAGUGGAUUGUUAGAGACAGUGGGGUCACACGAGAAUGGCCAUCAUACUCGACUUUAGUUCUUUUCAUAAUAACGUUUAUAAAAUCGUAAUUAAUACUCACAAGAUGUUUAAUAAAAAAUUUUUCGAUGGUUUAAUAAUAUGAAUAUAAAUUACGAUUUUAUGUGCCUUAUAAUGAGAAGAACAAAUUUUAGUCAGUGUUAAAUAUACUCAGUUUAGGUUAAAUAUGGCGGCCAUUCCUACGUCAAAAAUAAUACAGUAGAAAAAAUGUGUUUAUAAAUAAUAACGGUAUAUACAUGAGGGAAGAAAUUAUAUAACACGAUUUCUAAAAAAAAAGAUAAAUAAUAAAAUGGAUACAAUUUCAAAUUUUAUCCAUUUGAAUGUAGUGGUACAUCGAUAUCAAGGUUAUUUCAUAUGAAAUUAGAACUAAAAUAGGUUAAAAUAAGGUACUUGCGUGGUUUGAGAAAAAAAAUAGUUUAUAUACAACUUGUAUUAUAAUUUUCUUAAUUCUUUGAUCAAUAUUUAUAGAGAAGAAAAUUAUCGAAAAUUUAAAAAUUUUGUAGGUAGUUUAAACAUUUUAGUAAGACCGCUAUAUUGUGUGACGCCAUCAUUAAUCUGAAAAAUGAUAUAUAAAUUGUGAUUUUUGUAUCGAGAUGGAAAAAUAUCACAACUAAAACACCUGAUAUAGUCUUUUAUGAUGCUGAAAACUUCGUGAUCAUCAAGCCGACAACUUUUUAUUAAACCUACGACGUCACAAUUGAAAAACAAUGAAAAUCGUUCUCUUAUGUAGUAAGAAUUUGGAAUUUUCACGAUUUUCAAUGAAAAUUUUACUUUCUGACUUUAUUUCAUAUCAAUAACUUGAUAUGAAAAUUAUUUUUAAGAAAUGCAAGUACCCUAUUGAGUAUAAGGUACACGUAAAUCAAAAAUUGUGACAAAUAAAUUAUUUUUCGACUGUUGAAUUUAUGGCUUUUGCAUUAAACUAUAAUUAAUAUCGCAAGAAAGUCGAAAAUAAAAAAAAUCACAAUCAUGAAUAAUUGUCGAAAAGCCUAGAAAUGCUAUUGACAUUAAUUACAUAGGUCUGCUUGAAUAGAAUAUUUUUUAUUCUCAUAAGUCCUAGGGCAAGCUUUGGUUGUACAGAUAAUAAGGGAAAAACCAUUUAAAUUGUUAAAAUAAACAUUUUACUUUGAUUUAAAAAAAAUCGUACCUAGAAACAACAAAUAAUUAGAAAGAAACUAAAAAAAACUAUUUUUAGGUUAGGUUAGGUUAGGUUUUCUUAACUUUUAUCCACGAUAUCACUCGCAUUGAGCAUGAAUUAAUGGGAUUGAAAACAAAUACAUAUUUUGCUUAAAAAUCGCUUCGACACAUCUGAAACAACAAACAACGAACUCGUAUUUGAAAAGAAGUUUCAGCUGCUUUCAAAACAUUUUAUCGUUUUGCUGUUGUUUUCUCAGAUUUUCGAUUUACUCCGAUUUUUGCAACUCGAACCCGCGACGAAUCUUUCCGCCUCCGAGGCAUUUUUAAAACAAAAUAAGAAUUAAAAUGAGUAAGAUCUGAAAUAAUGAAUAACGUCUAACCUCAAAAAUUCUAAUAGUAAUCACGCUUUGUUUCAAUACUUUAAUCCAGAGAUAUGGAACUAAAUCUUAUACAAAGAUCAAAAUGGAGGUUCCACUGCUUGUAUCAAAUGUCAAAGGUCAUUUUUGCGUGAUUAUUUUUAUGAAUUUAUAGGUUAGUUUUUGAAAGAUAUAAAAGUACAUUCUUCUUAUCUAAAUCGCAAAAUUGUUGUUUCCAGGUAGUAUCAAAUGUUAAUUUUACCUGCCAAUGGAGACGUGCGUCAAUUUUAAUCAAAAUUUACGUUGUACUUUUAUUCGUUUCAAGUUCAAUGCACCAGAUUCGUGGAUUUUCGUUUUUUUUUAUAUAAUUUUCAUAUUUCGAAUAAACUCUUAAGUUUGCACCCGCGCUGACGCUCUCGUUGGCGUUACGUUCGACUUCCCGUUGGUUAGGCAUUGGAACGCGUUUGUGUUUAUGAAUCACUUUUCGUAAUCAGUUUAAAGGACAAUUUAUAAACUAGUACGCUCGCGUCCGCGUUCAACAUAAACUAAACAGAUUACGAAGUGUGAUUUAUAAACACUAACGCUCGUGAUCCAACUUAGGCUCGAACGUAACACUAGCGCGAGCGCGAACGUUUAUAAAUUGACCUUAAGAAUAGUUUCGUUCGCGGUAGAUAAUUUGAACACAUUCCAAUGUAUCCUGAAUAUCUUCUGGACGUAUACUGAUCAUACAUUUCUUCAAGAACAAUCUAAGAUCGAUUAGAGGUUAUUUCGUGGAUGAAUACACAUGCGCAAUAUUAAACAUCCUUAUCUAUGUACGAGGAUACAUUGGACGGAUUCCAAAUACGUUCGGAAUUAGAAAUUUGUAAUCUACAAACACACUGAACAUUUUUUAUUAGCACCGAGAACGCAUAAUUUCAAACUACCAAUGAAUCUGGUGACAAAACAUUUUCGGGGUAUUUACCGCGAACAAAGCUAUUAGGUUUGCUCCAACCUGCAAGUUCGGAUUGUUCUUGGAACGUUUAAAAUGAUAUUUUCUGUUUUCUCUAUUGCGCAAAAUCGUCACCGUAUCAAGGACGGUUUUUUGAUGGGUUGGAACGAACAUAGUUGCCAAACUUAUGUAUUUCUAGCCCUCAACCCCAACAAACAAUGUAAAUUUUUAUUAUAUUUUUCGCAUAUAUCAACGAAAUUGGUACAGAAAUGAGAGAAUCUGUAUGUGAAAUAUUCUGGAUGACGCGCGUCAUAUUUAUUUUGAUAACAAUAAAAAAAUAUUUUCGCUUUUUUACUAUUUAUUGUAUUAUUCAAAUAGUUUAUUGAAAAUGUGAUGAAGAAAAUGCAUAUUGUGCCUCACUGAGUUAAUUUUAACCGAAAGCACUUUAAUUUUAAUAAAAUUUGUUCAAUAAA
This is a messenger RNA of Diorhabda carinulata, 5598 nucleotides long. It is a transcript of the gene MESK2, whose product is annotated as protein NDRG3. The record is from RefSeq and is a predicted model, not a curated record. NCBI's taxonomy places the organism in Eukaryota, Metazoa, Arthropoda, Insecta, Coleoptera, Chrysomelidae. Gene Ontology annotation, biological process: signal transduction. Bases 144 to 1565 code for a protein of 473 amino acids. Gene Ontology annotation, cellular component: cytoplasm. The transcript has 9 exons.